CGAAGGCUAAGGGAUGGGGGAUGGCCCCCUCAGCCCCUAGGUAGUUCCGUCCCUUUUUUGCCUUCUCUGACAAAAUAGCUUAGAACGAAGCAUUUGGCCCACAAAUGUUAAUGCUUAAAAUUAUUACACACACACAUUGUGGCCAGAAAUCUAAGCAUAUAGGUUCAGAAUCUGGAGAGUUUUUCCACAACCCCUUGUCUCUUUCUCACUCUGUUGCACACGCUCACACACAAAGGACACACAAGCCACAUUGUUGUUGUUGUCAUGUUACUCAUGUACCUGUGUUUCCAAUUUUGUUGAGAUUUUUGUUUGUGUGAGAUUGAGGGAUACUUCUUUAGUUCUUUUGUCAUCUGGGUAAUUUUAGUUUGUUGGGUCUUGUCUAGUUAUAAAUUUUUGUUUUGUUUUGUUUGUUUGUUUUGUUUUGUUUUUAUUCUUAAAUAAAGGCUUUCAUGCGUAAAGACCGGUGGGGAUUCUUGGGAAAGUAAGAGACAGGUUUGUGGUUUGAAUUAGGAAGGUGUUGUCUUUAUUGGGAGUUGAGGUUUCAAAGCUAAAGUGUGAAAAUUGCUUGUGGCUUUCAAGCUGGGACAGUUAAAGGCACUUUCUUUUCUUCUGGAUGAUGGUUAUGUGGUUUUGAAAACUGAUACAAGUUUCUGAGUGGGAAACUUCCUCGGUUUUUCUGUGCAAGUGAAAGGCUUUAAUAAGUCCGGUUGCUCCAAAGAACUUGGAAGCCGGCUAUAAAGGCAAUUUGGUGAACUGGCAUACUCAACUAUGUCUGAAUAUGAUUAUCAAUAUCCAUCCAAGGAUGAGAGGAGAAUUCCAAUAUGCAUUUUCUUUAAACACGCAAGACAAAUUUUUAAACUGGACGAACUUGGUUCAGAAAUAGCACAGAUUGCUUUGCCAGCUGCAAUGGCUUUGGCAGCUGACCCUAUUGCUUCUCUUAUUGACACAGCAUUCAUUGGCCAAAUAGGUCCAGUGGAACUUGCAGCUGUAGGAGUUUCGAUUGCACUAUUCAAUCAAGUAUCAAGGAUUGCAAUAUUCCCACUUGUCAGUGUCACUACAUCUUUUGUUGCAGAGGAAGAUGCUAUUGGAAGUGUGAGCCAUGAAGCACAGGAUUGUGAACACUUGGAAACAGGUUCAACUACGAAUGGGGAAGACAAAGAGUUGAUUCCAAAAAAUGGUACAUGCGAGAAUGCAUACAAGUCACAACCAAAUGGUGGGAGCUUUGAAAUAGUUAAGAUUGACAAUGAAAGAAGGCAUAUUCCAUCUGCCUCAUCAGCAUUAGUUAUUGGCAGCAUACUUGGCCUCAUACAAGCCAUAUUCCUCAUAUUGGGAGCAAAACCUCUAUUAGGCUUCAUGGGAGUUAGUUCUGAUUCUCCAAUGCUAACUCCUGCACAACAGUACUUGACAUUGAGGUCACUUGGUGCUCCUGCAGUUCUUCUUUCAUUGGCCAUGCAAGGGGUGUUUCGUGGAUUUAAGGACACAAAAACACCUUUAUACGCCACUGUGGCAGGAGAUGUAACAAACAUUAUACUUGAUCCACUAUUUAUGUUUGUUUUCCAUAUGGGUAUCCGUGGGGCAGCCAUUGCUCAUGUUAUAUCUCAGUACCUAAUUUCAGUUAUACUCUUGUGGAAAUUAAUGGAAAAAGUUGAUCUCUUACCUCCAAGUAUCAAGCAACUGCAAUUUGGUCGAUUUCUAAAAAAUGGUUUUCUACUAUUAAUGAGGGUCAUUGCUGCGACAUUCUGUGUGACUUUGGCUGCAUCAAUGGCUGCACGCUUGGGGCCAACACCCAUGGCUGCAUUUCAAGUUUGCUUGCAGGUUUGGUUGACAACAUCACUUCUUGCUGAUGGGUUGGCUGUUGCUGGGCAGGCAAUACUUGCAAGUGCAUUUGCAAAGAAGGAUUACAAGAAGGCUGAAGCAGCAGCAUCCCGAGUAUUUCAGUUGGGAUUGGUUCUUGGUUUGAUACUUGCAACCAUUGUUGGAGUGGGGCUACAUUUUGGAGCACGAUUAUUUACAAAGGAUGUUCAUGUCCUCCACCUUAUUAGUAGAGGCAUUCCGUUUGUUGCAGCUACUCAACCUAUGAAUGCUUUGGCCUUUGUUUUCGAUGGCAUCAACUUUGGAGCAUCUGAUUUUGCAUAUUCAGCUUAUUCCAUGAUUAUGGUGGCUAUUAUCAGCAUUCUAUAUCUAUUUCUUGUCUCCUCUGGUCAUGGGUUCAUUGGAAUCUGGGUUGCCCUGACCAUCUUCAUGAGUCUUCGUGCAUUUGCUGGUUUUUGGAGGAUAGGGACAGGAACAGGUCCUUGGAACUUUCUCCGCAGCUAAUGACAUUGGUUAUGGUUCCAUAGUUUCUCCAUAGAUUUAUUCUCAGGGAAACUAUUCCUGUGGCAUGCGUUAAGUCCAGCCCAGGACAUUUCUCCUCCAUAUACUUCUUUGUACAGAAAAAUGGAAAAUGUUCAUAACAAGAAAAUAGAGAAAUGAAAUAUUUAGAGCAAGUUCUAUAUUAACCUAUUAUAAUUAGGGAUUGUUGUAAUGAUAUUCUUUCAGACUGCAAUAAUUCCCUUUAAAAAUUUGUCAUAUUAUAUUCCCUUAAAAAGAGUUACCUACUCUA
Quercus lobata is the source of this 2602-nucleotide messenger RNA. RefSeq names its product MATE efflux family protein. The coding region runs from base 769 to 2316 and encodes 515 amino acids. The transcript is spliced from 14 exons. NCBI's taxonomy places the organism in Eukaryota, Viridiplantae, Streptophyta, Magnoliopsida, Fagales, Fagaceae. Gene Ontology annotation, biological process: transmembrane transport. Gene Ontology annotation, cellular component: membrane. Gene Ontology annotation, molecular function: antiporter activity; xenobiotic transmembrane transporter activity. The record is from RefSeq and is a predicted model, not a curated record.